AUGUUCCUGACGACGCUGACUGCUUUGGUAACGCUUUCUCUGUGCAGGAACGAUGCGGUUGUGAUUUCUGGAAGGAAGCUGGCCCGGCAGAUCAGACAGGAAGCUCGGCACGAGGUUGAGCAGUGGGUAGCAGCUGGAAACAAGAGACCUCACCUCAGCGUUGUUCUGGUCGGUGAAAAUCCAGCCAGUCACUCCUACGUACUGAACAAAACCAAAGCGGCUGCUGAUGUGGGAAUCAGCAGUGAAACCAUCCUCAGGCCAGCUUCUAUUAGUGAAGAAGAGCUCCUGGAUUUGAUCAGCAAACUCAAUAACGAUGCCAAUGUGGAUGGUCUGCUAGUCCAGCUUCCUUUACCUGAACAUAUCGAUGAGCGCAAGAUUUGCAAUGCUGUGACUCCAGACAAGGAUGUUGAUGGCUUUCACGUGAUCAAUGUGGGGCGCAUGUGCCUUGACCAGUACUCCAUGCUGCCAGCUACCCCGUGGGGGGUGUGGGAGAUCAUUAAGAGAACUGGCAUCCCAACACUGGGGAAGAACGUGGUGGUGGCUGGCAGGUCGAAGAACGUGGGCAUGCCCAUCGCCAUGCUGCUGCACACCGAUGGCAGGCACGAGCGCCCAGGAGGUGAUGCCACGGUCACAAUAUCCCACCGCUACACUCCCAAGGAGCAGCUGAAGCAACACACAAUCCGUGCGGAUAUCGUGGUCGCGGCAGCAGGCAUACCCAACCUGAUCACAGCUGACAUGAUCAAAGAAGGAGCUGCAGUUAUUGAUGUGGGAAUAACAAGAGUGCAGGAUCCUGUCACGGCCAAGUCAAGGCUGGUUGGAGAUGUGGAUUUUGAAGGGGUGAAGAAGAAAGCCAGCUACAUCACUCCAGUCCCGGGGGGAGUUGGGCCCAUGACAGUUGCCAUGCUGAUGAAGAACACCAUCAUUGCUGCCAAGAAGCUGUUGAAACCCAAAGAGCUGGAAGCAUUAACUGCUUAACGGGGGGGACUCUCUUUAGCACUGAAAACAACAUUCCAAACCGACUCCCAAACAGGCCGAUAGAAAAUGCAAUAUUUUUAUUUAUUGUAUUGGAAGUGGAAUUUCCUAUUCUGAGGUCAUAGCUAUUUAUUGGAAGCUGAGACACAUGCACAUUAGUUGUACUAACGUGUAAGCAUCUACACUCCUGGCCUACUCGUGCUAGCAAAGCUGUGUGAUGUGUAAGCUAGCCCUCCUAGGAAGCCAGCCCCACUCUCCCAGGGAGGCGGCAGCGGUUGGGAUCCUGGGUGUGC
Messenger RNA from Antrostomus carolinensis (chuck-will's-widow), 1265 nucleotides. Its product is annotated as bifunctional methylenetetrahydrofolate dehydrogenase/cyclohydrolase, mitochondrial. Gene Ontology annotation, cellular component: mitochondrion. The record is from RefSeq and is a predicted model, not a curated record. Gene Ontology annotation, molecular function: methenyltetrahydrofolate cyclohydrolase activity; methylenetetrahydrofolate dehydrogenase (NAD+) activity; methylenetetrahydrofolate dehydrogenase (NADP+) activity. NCBI's taxonomy places the organism in Eukaryota, Metazoa, Chordata, Aves, Caprimulgiformes, Caprimulgidae. Gene Ontology annotation, biological process: tetrahydrofolate interconversion.